CUUUUCUUAAAUAAAAAAUGUUUCCUCAUUCGCUGCUGCAGGCUGCUUCUUCUUUUGCUGCUAACAAUACAUGUUCGGUGCCCCAAUCAGGUUCUUCAUCAUCCUCUUCAUCUGAAUCUCCAAGGUCACAACAUCAUCAACAACAUCACCAUCAGCAGCAGCAACAACAACAUCACCAUAAUAAUAAACAAAGACAACAAGCAAUGUCUGCUGCUGAAGCUUUGCAAGCACAACUUUUGGAGCACCAACAACAGCAACAGCAACUUGCUGCAGCAGUUGGACAAUUAAGUGGAGGUAGCAGUGUUAUUAGUAGCAGCAUUGGUCAAUCAGCAUCUUCUGUUGAUGAAGCCGUUGUUUGUAGUUCUUCGGGUACAGGUGGUGGUGGCGGUGGUGGAAAUCAAAGAGAACCAAAACCGUUUAAAUGUCCUCAUUGUCCAAAAGCUUUUGCUAAUAAUUCCUAUUUGAGUCAACAUAUGCGAAUUCAUUUGGGUAUUCGAGCUUUUGGUCCGUGCCAAUUUUGUGGAAAGAAGUUUACACAACUUUCUCAUUUACAACAACAUAUACGUACACAUACUGGUGAAAAACCUUAUAAAUGUAAAUAUGCUAAUUGUGAGAAGGCAUUUUCUCAAUUAUCUAAUUUACAAUCCCAUUCUCGUUGUCAUCAAUCUGAUAGGCCAUACAAGUGUAACAGUUGUUACAAAUGUUUUGCUGACGAACAAACACUUCUUGAACAUAUUCCACGACAUAAGGAGAGCAAGCAUCUUAAGGCAAGUGCGAAGGUUCACAUUUGCCCAUUUUGUGGAAAAUCUUAUUCACAAGCCCUCUACCUUGACAAACAUAUGACUAAACAUACUGAUCGUAGGAGUGAUAUGCGAUUUCCAAAAAACGUUGGAAAUGUUGGUUAUUGUUCAUCUUCAAAUGGUUCUACUACAGCCGCUGCUGCACAGCAACUGGCAGCUGCAGCAGGGAAUGCUGCAAUGAUGGCUGUUUCUGGUUUAGAUUCUGCUUUUGAUCCUUUUGAUGGGCUUGGACAACAUUUGGGUCAAUUAGGGUGUGGUAGUGGUGGAAAUCAAAAUAAUAAUAGUACUGCAAAUGCUGCUGAACAACAACAACAGCAACAAGAUUUUUCGCUUAUAGCCGAGCAAUUCCAAAUGGCAGCAGCUAAUGCAAUGCAACAACAGCAACAACAACAUUCUGCUCAACAGCAACAACAAUCUCAGCAGCAACAACAACAACAAUUAGCAGCAAGUACAGCAGCAGCUUUAAGUUCAUAUGGAUGCUAUCCAUUUUCAGGAGGUACUAGUAGUAGUAGUAGUGGUGGAAAUGCUGGGAACGGAAACUCAGGUAGCGCCUCAAAUAAUAAUGGAGCAAUGGCAACAGCAAACGUAGUUAAUCAAAUGUCAAUAGGAAAUUCUGCUUUAAAUUUUUUUCAACGUUCAUUUCAACAAAAUGGGGGAGGUGCUGCUGCUUCCUCUAUUGCUGCUGCUAGAGGAUUCAACAUGAUCACCCCAUUAGAAAAUAUUAAACAUUUUAAUAGUAGUCAACAACAACAGGGAGGUAGUAGUGGUAGUGGAGGAGGAGGGAAUAGUGGUCACCAAUCAUCUAAUAAUAAUAGCAACAAUUUUUAA
This is a messenger RNA of Meloidogyne enterolobii, 1628 nucleotides long. The record is from the annotation of a GenBank genome assembly. Lineage: Eukaryota; Metazoa; Nematoda; Chromadorea; Rhabditida; Meloidogynidae.